Molecule: messenger RNA, 471 nt
Organism: Anopheles cruzii
Lineage: Eukaryota; Metazoa; Arthropoda; Insecta; Diptera; Culicidae
Product: zinc finger protein 395-like
Exons: 1
Biological process (GO): regulation of transcription by RNA polymerase II
Cellular component (GO): nucleus
Molecular function (GO): DNA-binding transcription factor activity; RNA polymerase II cis-regulatory region sequence-specific DNA binding
Source: RefSeq, a predicted model, not a curated record
AUGUCUACCGGCAAGCGUCUGGCGAAGCGGUCGAUCGUCGGCACCCGCGUGUGCGCUCCCGGCACCGACGGCAUCUGGUACUCGGGCAAGAUCGAGUUCGUGAAGACGGCCAACGAGCAGCAGCCGAAAGAUGCGUCGUCGUCCUCCUCGGCCUCGUCCACGGCCGCCGCCGCCUCCGUUAUUCCGGGGCUGACGACGCCGGCCCGGUACACGGUGCGGUUCGACAACAUGAAGGACCUGGCGGCUGGCGAGCUGGGGCUGGUGCGUGAGUUCCGCGAAACCGAGCUGAUCGGGCCCGGCUUCCGGACGAUCGCGGACGUGAAGCUCCGCCCGGGCCAGAAGGUCUUCUUGACCUACAACGGGCGCGAGAAUGCCGGCGAGGUGCUGACCCACGACGACCUGAAGGACGAGGUGAAGGUGCGCAUCGUGGUCGCCAACGCAGCCAACGGAGCCAACGGUGCCGCCCAAGAG